Strongyloides ratti is the source of this 837-nucleotide messenger RNA. Its product is annotated as Domain of unknown function CX domain-containing protein. Bases 1 to 837 code for a protein of 278 amino acids. The transcript has 4 exons. NCBI's taxonomy places the organism in Eukaryota, Metazoa, Nematoda, Chromadorea, Rhabditida, Strongyloididae. The record is from RefSeq and is a predicted model, not a curated record.
AUGUUUAAAACUAAGAAAACAAAAUGUUAUCUAUUAUUAUUAUUUUUAAUUUUAAAUACAAUAUUUGAACCAAUAUUUUCAAAAAGAGGUGGUGGAGGUUUUUCACUAGGAAGAGGAUCUUCUGCUGGAAGAAAAAGUAAUAGUGGUGCUGGUGGGGGAAUAUUUGGUGCUAUUAAUAGAAAUAAUAAACCACCAACAAGAAUAAAUACAAAUAGUGGUUGGGGUAAUAGAAAACAAGGAAGUGGUAAUGGUGUUUGGGCAUCUUCAGGUACAAAAGGUAAUGCUGGAAUCUUUGGGGGUAAUAGAAAUAAAGGAUAUUCUAGCACUUUUUCAAAAUCGGGUCUUGGUUCUAGAUCAAGAUCAAGUGCUUUUAAAAAUGCAAUUGUUGGUGCUGCAGCUGGAUAUUUAACAUACCAAGCAGGAAAAUCAAUAAUAAGAAAUAUAGCUGGACCAAUGAUGUGGAAUAAUAGACCAUAUUAUUGGGGUUCACAAUAUUAUCGUCCACGAACUGGUUACAAUAUGUGCCGUAUGCCUAUUCCACCAAAUGAUGAAAAUUUUGGUAACAUUUAUAAUCAAGAUGGUUCUUCACGCCCAAAAGAAAUUGUAUGGGAUUGUGGAUAUAAUGAACAUUGUUGUGGAUAUGAAUGUUGUCCAGGAUCCAGUGGAUAUGGUGGAGGAUAUAAUGGAUACUACAAUCAUGGAAUGAGAGGAUUUGGUAUAGGAGGAUUUAUAACAUUUUUAAUCUUAUUAUGUUGUGGUGGCGCUAUUAUAAAAAGAAUGUGUUUUGAUAAUAGGAGAAACAACUCCAAUACUUUUACAACUGGUAAUAAUUUUUAA